Molecule: messenger RNA, 1506 nt
Organism: Vanessa atalanta (red admiral)
Lineage: Eukaryota; Metazoa; Arthropoda; Insecta; Lepidoptera; Nymphalidae
Product: myrosinase 1-like
Exons: 7
Coding region: 61-1506 (481 amino acids)
Biological process (GO): carbohydrate metabolic process
Molecular function (GO): beta-glucosidase activity
Source: RefSeq, a predicted model, not a curated record
GUCUUCGAAUUGUUAUUUUCAAAUAUAUUUUGAGCUACAGUUGGCUUAUUGGUAGAAAACAUGAGAAAACUACCCCACGGUCUGAAAUUGGGAGUUGCUACAGCGUCGUAUCAAAUUGAGGGCGCUUGGAACGCAGCAGAUAAAGCUCCAAGUAUUUGGGAUAUCAUGUGUCACCAGAAAGAAAGUCGGAUAAAAGAUGGCACGACUGGUGAUGACACUUGCAAAUCCUAUGAAUUCUACAAACGAGAUAUAGAAAUGCUUAAGUUCCUCGGCGUAGAUUUCUACAGGUUCUCCAUAUCGUGGCCAAGAUUACUUCCAACUGGAUUCGCGAAUAAAAUAAGUGAAUCUGGCUUAGAAUAUUAUAAUAACAUUAUAAACGAAUUAUUGGAAAAUAACAUAGAACCCGUGGUCACAAUGUUUCAUUGGGAUUUACCACAAAAUCUUCAAGAUCUAGGAGGCUGGACUAAUCCAUUGAUAUCUGAUUGGUUCGGUGAUUACGCGAGGGUUUUGUACAAGUUAUUCGGUGAUCGUGUAAAGAAAUGGAUCACAAUUAAUGAGCCAAAACAAAUUGGUUUGUUCGGUUAUGGAAUGUCGAGAUUUGCACCACAACUUAAUGCACACGGUAUUGGUGAAUACUUAGCAGCAAAACAAAUAGUUCUGGCACAUGCUAGAGCUUGGCAUGUAUAUGAUAAAGAGUUUAGAGAAACGCAGAAAGGAGUUUGUGGAAUAACAAUUGCAACGGAUUUCCGUGAAGGUGUGACUGAUUCUCAAGAAGACGUUGAAGCUGGUAUGGAUGCUAUGGAUUUUGAAGUAGGCCUGUACAGUCAUCCCAUAUUUACUUCAAAGGGUGGGUUUCCCGAACGAGCAAUUCGACGAAUCGCUGAAAAAAGUAAAGAACAGGGUUACCCAAAGAGUAGACUACCAGAGUUUACUCAAGAAGAAAUUGAAUAUGCUAAAGGAACUAGCGAUUUCUACGGCUUCAACCAUUAUUCAACGAAAUUUUACACAAGAGACAAUUACAAGCCUGGUACUCAUCCCAUACCAUCGUAUGACGACGAUAUCGGUGCUGAUUUCACUUAUUUAGACUACGAAAAGGGUGCUGUUCCUCAUUGCACAGUAAUUCCUCAUGGCAUACGAAAGGCACUAAAAUGGGUGAAAGAUAACUGUAACGAUCCACCAAUCAUGAUAACCGAGAAUGGGUCAGGGACAUUCGGUGGUCUAAAUGACCUUGAAAGAAUAUCAUAUUACAAAAGAUAUCUCAAUUCUAUAUUGGACGCAAUAGAACAAGAUCAUUGUAACGUUAUCACAUAUACUGCCUGGUCAUUGAUGGAUAACUUUGAAUGGGACAGUGGAUUGAGCGUCAAAUUUGGACUGUUUGAAGUAGAUUUUGAUGAUGAAAAGAGACUGCGAACGGCAAGAUCUUCAGCACUAUGGUACAAGGAUUUAAUCGCUAAGAGAAUCUUAGACGUCGAUUAUGUACCAAAAUUAAAGGAAAUUACAUUUUAG